Magnolia sinica is the source of this 974-nucleotide messenger RNA. RefSeq lists its product as uncharacterized. Lineage: Eukaryota; Viridiplantae; Streptophyta; Magnoliopsida; Magnoliales; Magnoliaceae. The transcript has 2 exons. The record is from RefSeq and is a predicted model, not a curated record. Bases 210 to 830 code for a protein of 206 amino acids.
UGGAUAACCGGAACCGAAAUGUAUGUUGGGGUUCGGUGAUUGAAGAAGUCCUGAUCGAAAUCUUCUCCAAGCUAGACUCUGAUUCGCUGAUAACGGUCGCAAGCGUAUGCCAUUCGUGGCGCUGUGUGGCCCAUUAUCCAGAGUGCUGGGAUUGUGUCCACUUAUUCAAUCGUGAAAAGUUCUUAGACAACAACAUCAAAGAAACGAUAAUGCCCAUUGAUCGAUAUAGGCUGUUCAGGGAGUCUGAAUACAUGAUAAGGCAUGUUGGAGACAGAGCCAAGUCGAUUUGUGUCCACCCAAUUGCUGAUGACACAACGGUCCGGAUGAUCGCUGACAGAUGCCCAUCAAUUGAGUCAAUCUCCCUGCGGGAGUGUGUUCGAAUCUCACCAGCUUCUCUCCUCUAUCUAAUCCACGCUUGCAAGCACCUGAAACUGAUCGAUCUUACGUUCUGCUCCGCCGUCUCCGCAUCAAUGAUCAAAGAAAUGGGGCAAUCUUGUCCAAACCUGGUGGGACUCAAUUUGGGCCGUCUACAAGUGACAGAAGAAAUGGCAAGAAAGAUGGGGAAAUUCAUGCGGAAACUCAAGUGGCUCAACCUCAACAAUGCCACUAUAUCUUCUCGAGAUGUGUGUAACAUCCUAGACUCGUGUAAUGAGCUACACCACGUUAGCCUCAGAUGGUGCCAUCAACUGAUCAUGAACGACGAGCUCCAUAACAGGGUCAGCAGCAUUGCAGAGUUCGUGUACUCCCCUCUGCCGAUUUGCAGAGUUCCAUCCCCAGAAUUGUCCCGUUAUCCAAUCUUUUAUCCCACGAACCUUUUCCCCGUAGAAUAAUUUAGAAAUAUAUUGCAUGUAAAAAUAAGUCCAUCCACAUUUUAUUUAAUCUUAAAUAUUACGUAAUAGACGUACAUUAUUACUGGGAAAAUGAUAUUUUCCCUUAUAUAUUAAGGUAAUUGUUAUUUUCCUUAUAUUUCUUAU